Molecule: messenger RNA, 1183 nt
Organism: Melanotaenia boesemani (Boeseman's rainbowfish)
Lineage: Eukaryota; Metazoa; Chordata; Actinopteri; Atheriniformes; Melanotaeniidae
Product: olfactory receptor 6F1-like
Exons: 1
Coding region: 121-1050 (309 amino acids)
Biological process (GO): G protein-coupled receptor signaling pathway
Cellular component (GO): membrane
Molecular function (GO): G protein-coupled receptor activity; olfactory receptor activity
Source: RefSeq, a predicted model, not a curated record
AGGGUUAUUAAUAGAUGAUGCAAAGAGAGCAGAGUCAGAACAGACAAACUCUCCACUCAGCAACCUACAGCUUGUUGUUACACCACACAGGUACAAUUAGAAGACUUGAACAGUAGAAAUAUGGACAAUGUUUCUGUUGUAAAGUUUUUCAUUUUCACAGGGAUAAAUGAGACAACGGACUAUAGAAUAGCUGUCUUCUCCUUGACUUUACUGUAUUACUGCCUGAUUUUGUUUCUCAAUGUCUCUCUUGUUGUGAUCGUUGUCUUAGAUGAAAAUCUGCAUGAACCUAUGUACAUUUUACUCUGCAGUGUUUGCUUUAAUGCCAUUUACGGCACAACAGGUUUCUACCCUAAAUUUCUUUUAGACCUUUUGUCGUUAUCUCAAGAAAUCUCAUAUGAAUGGUGUCUCCUACAAACAUUUGUCAUACACUCUUUUGCUUGUUGUGAAUUAUCUAUUCUAGCAGUUAUGGCGUAUGACAGAUAUCUGGCCAUAUGUCACCCACUGCACUAUCACUCUCUCAUGACUAAGAAGAGGCUGUGUCAGCUAGUGGCUUUCUCCUGGGUGACACCUUUCUUUGUUUUGUCAGUCAGCAUUAUACAAACAUCUAGAUUGGAGUUAUGUGGAUCAAAAAUGAAGCGGAUACUUUGUGUGAACUGGAUAAUUGUUCGGCUUGCUUGUUCUCAUAGUAAUACCACUGCAAUUACUAUUGCUUCAUAUGCAACAAUUGUUAUUUAUGUGUCUCAUGGCCUUUUUAUAAUUUGGACUUACAAGCAUAUAAUUAAAACAUGUACAAAGUCAAAAGAUGUCAGGGUAAAGUUUAUGCAGACAUGUUUGCCCCAUUUAAUCUCUUUAAUCACAUUUUUGGUGGUAAUGGUUUUUGACUUGAUGUACAUGCGAUUUGGCUUCACAGAUUUACCACAAAAUCUUCAAAACUUUAUUACUAUAGAAUUUCUCCUCUUUCCUCCGCUCAUGAAUCCUCUCAUUUAUGGAUUUAUACUCAACAAAAUAAGAAACAGAAUUCUGAGCUUAGUUUACAUUAAAAGACUAUGACCAAAACAUUUUCCCAAACCAGUUUAGAAAAAAAAUAUUAUUUCCUCAGCAUGCUUACCAAGAAUUGACCUUUUCAGUUGCAUUGAUCAUGUUGUUUUCUUGUUAAACAUAUCAAACAUUUUAAUCUAAUGAC